Molecule: messenger RNA, 1535 nt
Organism: Dermacentor silvarum
Lineage: Eukaryota; Metazoa; Arthropoda; Arachnida; Ixodida; Ixodidae
Product: lupus La protein
Exons: 1
Coding region: 156-1202 (348 amino acids)
Biological process (GO): positive regulation of translation; RNA processing
Cellular component (GO): cytoplasmic stress granule; nucleus; cytosol
Molecular function (GO): RNA binding
Source: RefSeq, a predicted model, not a curated record
CCGACGGCACAAUCACUGCAUCGGCUCGCGCUCACGUUAUAACUGGUUGAACCUUCACCUUGCGCGCGACUGUAGGCUCGUUUAGCCUGCUGCGCUGUUUUACAUCACUGUGAGUGUGUCGUCGUAAUUGAACGGUGUGCUCGAGAAGCUGAACAAUGACGGAUACAGAAAUCGUGUCUCCCAGCGCAUCGGCGCUCGAGGUCAGCAUCAUCAAGCAGGUGGAGUACUAUUUUGGCGACUUCAACUUGUCCCGCGACAAGUUCCUACAGGGCGAGAUCAAGCUGGACGAUGGCUGGGUGGCGAUUGAAGUUCUGCUGGCAUUCAACAGGCUCAAGCGCCUCACCGAUAAGGGAAACGUCGUCGUUGAGGCACUCAGGAAGUCCACCAGCCAGCUCUUGGAGAUCAACGACGACGGAACCAAGGUCCGUCGCAGUCCCGCCAGGCCGGUGCCCGAGAACAGCGAGGAACACAAGAAGAAGUUGGAUGAGCUGAGCGUAUUCGUCAGGGGCUUUCCGCCCACUGCCACCAUCGACGAGCUGCUCGAAUUUUUCGGGCAGUUUGGUGACUGCGUCGGCGUCUUCAUGAGGCGCUACCGCAACACGCGUGCGUUCAGGGGCUCAGUGUUCGCCACCUUCUCGACGAAAGAAGAAGCCGACGCGUUCCUCGCCAAGGAGAGCGUCAAGUUCGACGACAUGGAGCUGACGCGGUUCAUCAAGCAAGGUCGCCAGGCAAGGCAGGACGAGAAGGCCAAGAAGGAGGCCGCCGAGAUGGAAGUGGAAGGCGGCUACGCCGAUGAGCCGGAAAUUGUGCUCGGUUGCCUGCUGCGCAUCAAAGGACUCGGCCAGGACACAACGUGGGAGAGUGUGAGAGAAGCCAUCGAGCCGUUCGCUAAAGUUGCCUUCGUCGAUUACCCGAGGGGCCAAACCGAAGCGGUGCUUCGUUUCGUCGAGGAAGGCUCGGCGAAAGCCGUCUUAGCCAAGCUGGACUCGCAUGGAAAAGGCUUGAACAUAGAUGGUAACGACGUCACAGCCGAGGCCCUCGAAGGAGACGAGGAGGUCGAGUAUUGGAAGAAAGUGGCAGCCGCUAAGCGAGUUAAGUGGAACCGCUUCAAGAAGCGUCGUCGUGGUCGCGGCCAGGGGCAGGACCAGGGCAAGAAGCGGGCCGCGGAAGACGGUGCUGAUUUAAAAACAUGCCCCUGUUGAUCCAAUCGAACUUCCGCUCCGUUUCAAGAUCUUCACUUCUUGUAGAGGUUAGGUUAGGACAGGCCGAAUGCGAACCAGUUCCACAGGACCACUCCUGCUCUUGAGUUCUCCUUUAAGGAUCGACCUGGCUGGCGUACGUACUACCACAUCUGACCGGAAUAACACAUACCGCACUGAUAUCACAUUAAAAGCAUUUAGUCUGCUAAUAUUCACACUGAGCCUUAUCGUACCAAAAAGCGACGUGCUUGCACUGUAGGUAAGCGAACAUAUAAUGGAAAGCGAACCAACGGGAUUCAGAUUAAGUGCAAUGUCAUGGCAAUAAAGUAUAACUUC